AUGGCUAUCAAGGCAACCUUCGUGGUCUUCACCACCCUUCUCUUCUUCUCUCUCAACCGAGCCCAACUAUCCCCUGAGACAAGCACUCCUCCAAGAGCUCUUGUGGCCCCUCUUUCCUUAGACCCCUCUACCUCCCAAGUUACCAUCCCUCUAGACAACGACUCCUAUGUUUUAGACCUUGGGGGAGCCAUACCUUGGUCCUUCUGCCAUGGCCUUUCUUCAGGUUUGCUCCUCUCAUGCCGUGCACGUGCUUGUUUGGCCGCAGAACAGCUCCCUGACGCUUGUGCCAGUCCGAUUGGGAGGCCGCCCCUACAUCAGUGCUAUCAGGCCAACUGUGUUGUUUGGCUACACAACCCUGUUGCAAACACUUGUGCCUCAUCAAAAUUGGCCCUGAAAACCGUCACCCUCACCCCGACUAAUGGACUUAACCCUACGGGUUCGGUGGUUUUCCCACAUUUCAUCUCCUCGUGCGUGCCACGUCGGCUUCUGGGUGGUCUAGCUAAGGGGGCAAAAGGCCUAGCCACACUAGGCCCUUCAGAGCUAGCCAUCCCCUCCCAACUCCAUGCUAGGUUCGGUCUAAGGCGUAAGUUUGCACUGUGCUUGCCUAGCACCCCUAGAGCACCGGGAGCGGCCUUCUUCGGCUCCGAGCCCUUCUAUUUAUUGCCCCCGCCCGGCAUUGAGGUAUCAAGGCGCCUUCUAUAUGUGCCCUUGAUGACAAAACCCGACGGGUAUUACAUCCAAGUCCAAGCCAUCACGAUCAGCCUCAAUGGUGUGAAUUUCAACUCCUCAUUGCUCUCACGCGGCACAAAGCUCAGCACCGUGCACCCUUACACCACCCUCGCAACGCCCAUCUACAAGGCCUUCGUGGAGACCUUCAAUGAGGCCACUGGCGGCAUCCCACGUGUGAGGGCUGUGGAACCCUUCGAUGUAUGCCUCAACACAAGCAAGCUCGGCUCCACACGUGUCGGGCUCCCGGUGGGGCCCAUAAACUUGGUCCUAGCCAAUGGGUUGAAUUGGGUCAUGGUUGGGGCCAACACCAUGAAGCAAGUGAGCAAUGAUGUGGCUUGCUUAGCUUUUGUGGAUGGUGGGAUGGAUGCCAAGAAUGCCAUACUGUUGGGCUCCUACCAAAUGCAAGAUAACUUCCUCUUGUUUGAUGUUGGAGCUUCAAAGCUUGGGUUCACCUCUUCCUUGUUGUUUCAACAAACCACUUGCUCUAACUUCAAUUUCACCUCAGCCUCACUGUAAAGGAAAGGAGAGACCUUCUUUGUCCAUAGAUAAAUGUGUGUAAAACCAUGUGGACUGUGUAAUAAGACCUAUGCACACAUAUAGGACUGUUUAGCCACCAAGUUUUCUUUUGUAUUAUUAUGUUUU
Amborella trichopoda is the source of this 1371-nucleotide messenger RNA. RefSeq names its product putative aspartic proteinase GIP2. The record is from RefSeq and is a predicted model, not a curated record. Gene Ontology annotation, biological process: proteolysis. Lineage: Eukaryota; Viridiplantae; Streptophyta; Magnoliopsida; Amborellales; Amborellaceae. Gene Ontology annotation, molecular function: aspartic-type endopeptidase activity.